UAGGCUGCACGGCGGCGUUAUAAAAGGCGCGUCCGGCGGGGCUCAGGCACAGUUGAUCUGCCUCAGACAUCCUGUGACUGCACCCAUCGCCAUGAAGCUGCUGGUGAUUGCCGCCCUGCUGGCCGUGGCCGCCGCCCGGCCCCAGGACCCGGCCUACGACCCCGCUGAGGAGCUCCGAGCCGCCGGCAUCGUCCGCAUGGAUAUGGUCCAGAACGACGACGGCUCCUUCCAGUACGGCUACGAGACGGCCGGUGAGGGCCAGGAGAGCUCCCAGGACGUGUCCGGACGGCCCGAGCAGAUCGGAGAGGAGGUCGGCAUCGUCAGCCAGGGCACCUACUCGUUCGUCGCCAAGGACGAGGACGGAAACGACGUGCCGGUCACCAUCACCUGGCGGGCCGGCCCCGAGGGCGUUGUGAUGGAGGGCGCCGCCAUCCCGGUGGCUCCCGAGGACCCCAACAAGGCUGCCCAGGACGCCGCCUACGCCGCUGCCGCCGGCGCCGGCGACUUCUAAAUCCACGAACUGAUGUCAACACUAAAUCUACUUUAUGAAUUGGGAUAUUGGAAAGGAUUGUCUGAAAGUCAGUGUGCUCGCUGUCAUCGAACCAUGUAUUUCAAAUACAUCUUCAGAAUGUGAA
Molecule: messenger RNA, 635 nt
Organism: Amphibalanus amphitrite
Lineage: Eukaryota; Metazoa; Arthropoda; Thecostraca; Balanomorpha; Balanidae
Product: larval cuticle protein LCP-22-like
Exons: 2
Coding region: 92-511 (139 amino acids)
Source: RefSeq, a predicted model, not a curated record